Sesamum indicum (sesame) is the source of this 1633-nucleotide messenger RNA. Its product is annotated as mitogen-activated protein kinase homolog MMK1. The record is from RefSeq and is a predicted model, not a curated record. Gene Ontology annotation, molecular function: ATP binding; MAP kinase activity. Gene Ontology annotation, biological process: protein phosphorylation. NCBI's taxonomy places the organism in Eukaryota, Viridiplantae, Streptophyta, Magnoliopsida, Lamiales, Pedaliaceae.
AGAGAGAGAGAGAGAGAGAGAGAGAGAGGUGAAGAAAAAAAUCGGACAUACAAAUACCAAAAGAAGAAGACAGCUUCCUCUUUAAUUUUUUUGUAUGUUAUUUUGUUUUCUUAACUAACAAACGCGCACAGGAAAUGGAGGGUGGGGCUCAGCCGGCGGACACCGUGAUGUCGGAGGCGGAGCCGCCGCCUCCUUCCCAGCAGCAUCAGCAACCCCCGCCGCCCGAUCGAUCCAUACCCGCCACGCUCUCCCACGGAGGCCGAUUUAUCCAAUACAAUAUCUUCGGCAACAUCUUCGAGGUCACCUCUAAAUACAAACCCCCAAUCAUGCCCAUCGGCAAAGGCGCGUACGGCAUCGUUUGUUCGGCUUUGAAUUCCGAGACGAACGAGCAUGUGGCGUUGAAGAAGAUAGCAAAUGCUUUUGAUAAUAAAAUUGAUGCCAAGAGGACUCUGCGUGAGAUCAAGCUUCUUCGGCACAUGGAUCAUGAGAACGUGGUCGCAAUCAGAGAUAUAAUCCCACCACCUCAGAGGGAAGCAUUUAAUGAUGUUUAUAUUGCAUAUGAACUUAUGGAUACUGACCUCCACCAAAUCAUACGAUCUAAUCAAGCAUUGUCCGAGGAGCACUGUCAGUAUUUCUUGUAUCAGAUUCUCCGGGGGUUGAAGUAUAUACACUCAGCGAAUGUUCUCCACAGGGACUUGAAACCUAGCAAUCUUCUACUGAAUGCAAAUUGUGACCUAAAGAUAUGUGAUUUUGGAUUGGCACGUGUCACAUCUGAAACUGAUUUCAUGACAGAAUAUGUUGUUACAAGGUGGUAUCGGGCGCCGGAGUUAUUGUUAAAUUCAUCUGAUUAUACUGCAGCCAUUGAUGUAUGGUCAGUCGGGUGCAUUUUCAUGGAAUUGAUGGAUCGGAAGCCAUUGUUUCCGGGUAGGGAUCAUGUCCACCAGUUGCGCCUUCUAAUGGAGCUGAUUGGCACCCCAUCUGAAGCCGAGUUGGGGUUUCUGAAUGAAAAUGCCAAAAGAUACAUCAGGCAACUCCCUCCUUAUCGCCGACAAUCAUUUACUGAAAAGUUUCCUCAGGUGCACCCUCUUGCCAUUGAUCUCGUUGAGAAGAUGCUGACUUUUGAUCCUAGGCAAAGGAUUACAGUUGAAGAUGCAUUAGCCCAUCCUUACCUGAACUCACUACAUGACAUCAGCGACGAGCCCGUUUGCACAACUCCUUUUAGCUUUGACUUUGAACAACAUGCAUUGACUGAAGAACAGAUGAAGGAGCUGAUUUACCGCGAGGCUCUUGCAUUCAAUCCCGAAUACCAGCAGAUGUGAAAGAAUCUAUCAGCAAAUUGUUUGUGGAUUUUUCAAGUAGUGUGGUGCCGUGUUGUAUGCGAUCAAUUUCAUGUAUAUAUUGAUCCAUUCAAAAACUGGACCGACUUUCGUUUUAGAACAUGGAUGAAUUCCUAAGUUAGACAUGGAUAUUUAGACUGUGUUCUUAAAGUGUCUAGCCCGCAAAGGAUGUUGCGGUGAUGAAUGGUGGAGUUAUGGGGAGGAAACAACUGACAUGUUUGUGUGGGUAGUUUGCCUUGUAUUCUCUUUUUAUCGAAAUAUUUUCUGGUAAAAUGACAACUCCAGAUUUGUAUGCA